GGGCGGCGGGCUGGAAGGAGACGCUCGCUUUUUGAAUUGGUGUGCCGGGACAAUGGCCGCUUUUUAGAGAGUGGGUUGUGGUGGUGGUGGAGAAAUUGCAGGAAGAAGCGUUUUGGCUUUACACUUUUCCACGUGAUAGUGGUUGUGCCUCUAUGGACUGAACUCAGCAAAACACAGUCCAAGUUUCAGCACCCAGUUUGGCCUCCUUAUUUAGCUCUUGAAGGGAUAUGUGUCUUUGAUCAUGGUGGAAAACAGCAUGCUAAUGUCUGAGAUGGGGAGGAGUCUCUUGGUGGAUUCUUCUAUUCUUGACUCCAAAAUUACGGAGACUUCCAAGGAGAAAAUAUUUACUGCAUCCACUUCAGAUGCUGAAGAGGAAAUGCCUCAGGUUGAAACGAGGGUGAUUGUAGUUCAGGAAGCGGCAAAGUGCAAAGAACUAUUGGAUGCUCUGGAGACUGUUAAGAUAAUGGAAGUUCCAGUUGUAAAGAUAAAGGAAACUAGUCCUGGUAAAUUGGAAGAGAAACUAAUUAAAAGUAUUAUGCAUACGGAAAUCAAAGUACCUUACAUAAAGGCGGAAUCGGUGGAAGAGUACAGGGAUGCUGAGUCACCAGAGUCUGAGACCAUCUUUGUGAUAGCAGACUUCCACGCUUCAGUUUUCAAUGACUUGUACAAGGCAGACUGCAGAGUCCUGGGGCCUCCCAUAGUAAUGCAUUGCGCUAAAAAAGGCAUGGCUCUGCCUUUUUCGUGUCGUCCGCUGUACUGUGCCAGUAUGCUGAAUCUUGUUUUAUGCUUCACUGGGUUCCGAAAGAAAGAAGAGCUGGUUAGACUGGUGACUUUGGUUCAUCACAUGGGAGGGAUUAUUCGAAGGGAUUUAAGUUCCAAAGUUACACAUCUGGUGGCAAAUUCUACGCAAGGAGACAAAUUCAGAGUAGCAGUGAGUCUGGGCACACCAAUUAUGAAAGCUGAGUGGAUUUAUAAAUCUUGGGAGAGAAGAAACGAAAUUGACUUCUGUGCUGCUGAUGAAGAAUUCAAGAAUGAAUUCAAAGUCCCCCCAUUUCAGGACUGCAUGUUAAGUUUCCUUGGGUUCUCCAAUGAAGAGCAGAAGAGUAUGGAAGAGAUGACAGAAAUGCAAGGUGGACAGCAUUUGCCUGUUGGUGAUGAAAGAUGCACCCAUCUAAUAGUGGAAGAAAAUACAGUAAAAGACCUUCCAUUUGAGCCAUCUCAGAGCCUCUACGUUGUAAAGCAGGAGUGGUUUUGGGGGAGCAUUCAGAUGGAUGCCAGAGCUGGAGAAUCGAUGUAUUUAUUUGAAAAGGCAGACAGUCCCGAGCUCAAAACGUCUGUCUCCCAACUUUCUCUGAGUACCCCGAAUAGCAACCGGAAGAGGCGUCGCUUAAGAGAGACUCUCGCUCAACUGACCAGAGAGACGGACAUGUCUCCCUUCCCACCUCGUAAGCGGCCAUCAGCGGAGCACUCGCUUUCCAUGGGAUCCCUGCUUGAUAUUUCAAACACUCCAGAAGCGAGUUUAACCAGUGGAGAAACUCCAAAGUUGUCAUGUAUGAAGCCAUCUAAAAACUCGACUCCUCUUCCUCCAAAGCAGUCUGCGAGAUGGCAGGUUGCCAAAGAGCUGUACCAAACGGAGAGCAACUAUGUCGAUAUCCUGACAACCAUAAUCCAGGUCUUUCAGGUUCCGUUGGAAAAGGAAGGACAGCUUGGAGGCCCCAUCCUUGCCCCAGAAGAAAUUAAGACCAUCUUUGGCAGCAUUCCUGACAUCCUUGAUGUUCACAUCAAGAUAAAGGAGGACCUUGAAGAUCUAAUGAUAAAUUGGACUGAGAGCAAAAGCAUUGGGGAUAUCAUUCUUAAAUAUUCCAAAGACUUGCUGAAAACAUACCCUCCCUUUGUGAACUUUUUUGAAAUGAGCAAGGAGACUAUUACCAAGUGUGAAAAACAGAAGCCGAGGUUUCAUGCUUUCCUGAAGAUAAAUCAGGCUAAGCCGGAAUGUGGACGCCAGAGUUUGGCAGAACUUCUCAUCCGACCUGUCCAGAGGCUGCCUAGUGUUGCUCUCCUUCUUAAUGACCUUAAGAAACACACUGCAGAGGACAAUCCAGACAAGGCAACACUAGAGAGAGCCAUUGAGUCACUGAAAGAAGUGAUGACGCACAUUAAUGAAGAUAAAAGGAAAACAGAAGGUCAGAGGCAGAUCUUUGAUGUCGUGUAUGAAGUAGAUGGCUGUCCAGCUAAUCUCUUAUCAUCUCACCGAAGUCUAAUUCAGCGCCUGGAAACUGUGGCACUAGGCGAUGACCUUUGUGACAGAGGGGAGCAGGUCACCCUGUUCCUUUUCAAUGACUGCCUGGAGGUUGCCAGGAAGCGGCACAAAGUCAUUGGGGGCUUCAAGAGCCCUCACGGCCAGACUAGGCCACCUGCCUCGCUCAAGCACAUCGUCCUCAUGCCCCUGUCGCAGAUCAAGAAAGUCCUGGACAUCCGAGAGACAGAAGACUGCCACAAAGCAUUUGCGUUGGUUGUGCGGCCUCCCACCGAGCAGACGAACCUGCUGUUCAGCUUCCAGAUAACUACUGAGGAACUCCCCAAGGAGGACUGGCUGAGGACGCUCUGUCGGCAUGUGGCCAACACGAUCUGCAAAGCCGAUGCUGAAAAUCUUAUUUAUGCUACUGAUCCAGAUUCCAUUGAAGUAAACACAAAAGAUAUGGACAGUACAUUAAGCAGGGCAUCCCGGGCCAUAAAGAAAACAUCCAAAAAGGUUACCCGAGUGUUCUCUUUCUCCAAGACACCCAAGAGAGCCCUUCGAAGAGCUCUGAUGGCACACAGCAGUGCUGAAGGCACAACUAGCGAGAAUUACUUAGGGGGACGCCUGGCCAGUAUGUCGUCACUCACUGGCAUGCACUCACCUUCCCUGGUCAACCUUCCAUCAGCAUUUGAGAAAAGAAGCCAUACUUUAAGUCGAUCAACAACUCACUUGAUAUGAAAUGGGAGGGAAGAUGGAGCCGUGACUUAAAAUCAUGACUGACAACCCUGGCCUUGCUGUUCAAGCGACCAGUUACUGACAUGAAUGGUGGUACUUAGUUAGCACUUAGUGGACAGUUAGCAAGUUUUUUAGAUAAUACUAAACUAAUCACCAAGAAUUGUCUGAUUUGUCCAGAAAACAAAUGGGAGGACUGGAACUUGGUAUGGAUAUAGGUUUAUUUUGCACAGAUUACCCUAUUACAGGAUGGAAAUAUAUAUAUAUUUUCUCAGUGUAAAAGACUUCUUAAAUAAAGCAGCAUUGGAGACGUUUACUAAAUAAAUAAAAUGAGUAACUUUAGCAGUUGCUCACUGAUACCUCUGCUGGCUAAGAAAAGUGGGGUUUGCUUUUGAAAUGGGCUUUGUAUAUUUAUCAGUUGGAUGCAUUUAACGUAACUAAUGCACAGACCAAUGUUUUAAAUGCUUCGUACUUCCAGCAUUUGCAUGAAACCUAUGUUUAUAGACCAUCUAAGUAGGUUUAUGGAAGCAUGACUUGCUUCUGGCAUAGUGACACUGCGUUGUUGGUCUGAUAGAAAUGUGCAACGUUUUCACCUAUGUAUAAAUUGAUCCAAUCUCAUUUAGCUGCUAGGAAUAAUUUUGUCCAACAAAAUGGCAAAGCCCCUCCAGGAGAAACAAUCACUGUAACUGUAUUUAUAGUCCUUGAAAGGAGACCCAAUUUUAAAAGUGAUCUCCAAGACUUAGUGAAAUACUUUAUAUAUAUAUAUAAAAGGCACAGAUAUAUAUACACAGACAGUUCAUGCACAGAUUUUGGUAUGAAGACGUAGAGCUGACUUCAUUAUCGCUGCUAUUUUUUAAAAAAUCCAUAGGCUUUCAUUUAAAAUUCACCCUAUUUCCCCUAUUCUUCUAUUUUCUUUGUAAUUUAAGGUUUCAGAACAAGUUCUACACUCUAGAAAUGAAGUUUCUGCAUGUCAUUAACUUUGUUUCUUGUUGCCUAUAUUUAGAGAUGAGUAGGCGGAUGGGACUUUUGAUUCUUUUAACUACAGCUACUUACUUGUAUGUAUAAAUUGUGCCACUUCUGUAUCUUUUUCACAUUCUGUAUUGGCAGGAACUUUGUAAAUAAAUUGAACUGUUGACAUUG
Messenger RNA from Heteronotia binoei (common prickly gecko), 4111 nucleotides. It is a transcript of the gene ECT2, whose product is annotated as epithelial cell transforming 2. Lineage: Eukaryota; Metazoa; Chordata; Lepidosauria; Squamata; Gekkonidae. Gene Ontology annotation, biological process: activation of GTPase activity; mitotic cytokinesis; regulation of cytokinesis, actomyosin contractile ring assembly. The transcript has 26 exons. The coding region runs from base 242 to 2977 and encodes 911 amino acids. Gene Ontology annotation, molecular function: guanyl-nucleotide exchange factor activity; GTPase activator activity. Gene Ontology annotation, cellular component: nucleus; cell cortex. The record is from RefSeq and is a predicted model, not a curated record.